GAGUGAAGAGCACCCCUCCCACUAGAGGCUGUAUAAAGGAGAUGGGGGAGAUGCACCUUUAUCCCUUUGCUCUCAGAAGAAGACAACCAACCAUCAGCUGCACACACAAUCUUGUGGGAGUUGCUGAUUCUCCGCAGUAAAGAGCUGCUGCUGCUGGAGUCUCACCUUGGUGGGCUCUUUGGACUACAAGGACAGGCCUGAAGACAAAUUGGGCAGCAUCAGUUAAUCUGAACUGGAAGGAAAUCCCAGAAUUUAGGAAAAUUAUAAUCUACCAUUUUCCUCCAGUGAAGCAAUGCAGGUUUUUAACGUGCUUUUCCUGAUCUUGGUGCUUGCAGCUAUGUUGGCACCAGUCUACGCCACCAAGCCAGAUUUCCUAAACCCAAGGAAACGGUACCACAGACACCACUGUCCUCACAGACGCUGCAUGCCUCUCCACUCCAGAGUGCCCUUCCCUUGAGGGUAAAAGUACAACGAGGGACUCCUGAGGAUCGACAUGUGGAUGUGAACGCUCGUCUGUGGCUACGAAUAAAUCCCAGGUGGACAAACCUAGGAAAGGCCCUGAAGCUGUGGAUGAAGAUCUGAUGAACAAAAAAAAAGAUGCAAUCUGAAUCUUCAACCCCAGAGAAGUCGGGACGUUAUUUAUCUUUUAAACGAGCAUCAACUCAGAGACCAAAGAGCUGGAUGUGCCUGUACAGUAUUCCUACGGUGUUUAUAAUGUAUGUACGCACUUCAGAUGUUUAGUAAAUUACAUUUAAAACAUUUGAAUAAAGAUGUGUGUGUGUGUGUG
Nothobranchius furzeri (turquoise killifish) is the source of this 787-nucleotide messenger RNA. It is a transcript of the gene apela, whose product is annotated as apelin receptor early endogenous ligand. Gene Ontology annotation, molecular function: apelin receptor binding. NCBI's taxonomy places the organism in Eukaryota, Metazoa, Chordata, Actinopteri, Cyprinodontiformes, Nothobranchiidae. Gene Ontology annotation, biological process: heart development; apelin receptor signaling pathway. The record is from RefSeq and is a predicted model, not a curated record.